Molecule: messenger RNA, 37549 nt
Organism: Podarcis lilfordi (Lilford's wall lizard)
Lineage: Eukaryota; Metazoa; Chordata; Lepidosauria; Squamata; Lacertidae
Source: the annotation of a GenBank genome assembly
AUGAGCAAUGCUUUGACAUCGUUUGGGGGGUCGUGCCAAAGCAGCUCUGAGAGGCUGUGCCUGCAGUCGUGGGAAGCAGCAGCAACGGAGGAGGAGGAAGCAGCAGCAAAGGGGGGGUUGCAGGCAAGUGGUGGCAGCAAGAUGGUGGCAGGGGGAACAGAGGUGGCGGUACACCAUGCCAAUGCAUACUGACAGAAAACAACAAUACUGCAUGUAAUCUAAUCACAAGAUGGGACUGUGGGGACAGGUGUGCUAGCUUCACUGCCCCUGUCAUCUUUCUCAUCACCCUCCAUGAGCUGGAGAGCCUCUUGCACUCAUGAAGGUUCCCAAUACAUUUUAGAACCCUCUCCGCUUGCUCAAGAAGCAUGAGUUGAGAUGGAUACAGAGAUACAGAGGCACUGUUCUCUGUCGUGAGCGCUGACCUCAGCAGAGAGGAUGGCCUCAUUCAUUUCUAGGCCACAUGCUAAUGGUGGGCAGGGGCACAGAUGAAAGUGGUUGGAGCAACUAAUGCACACACCUCUCUCUGUCCUUCAUCCAAGCAAGCUAGAGGUGUUAUCAGAACUCAAUGAUAUGUGCCAGUCAGGCAAAAAUGCCCAAGGAGGGUGAAAAGUGGGAUUAGUGAGUGGAAGAGACUUGAGGGCCAGAUAGAGAGCCCUGGAGGGCCACUUGUGGUCCCUGAGCCUGAGCUUCCUACCUCUGUGCUAGGACAUCUAAACUGGAAUCCUCAGAUAUGAGUUAGGUACUGUAACAAUGGGCUUCUCUUGUGCUACUUGCUUUCUAGCCCUGAGGGCAAUUCUCACUAAGAAUUCUCAGGGUCAUCCCCCGAAGAAGGGGAGACCAGAAGUGCAUCGCUGGGUGGGGUGGAGCAGAUGGGACACUGUUGCUUACUGGGAAGCAACAACAACUUAUUAUUUAUACCCCACCCAUCUGGCUGGGUUUCCUCAGUCACUCUAGCAGCUCCCAACAAAAUUAAAAACACAAUAAAACAUCAAACAUUAAAAACUUCCCUGAACAGGGCUGCCUUCAAAUGUCUUCCAAAAGUCAGGUAGUUGUUUAUUUCUUUUACAUCUGAUGGGAGGGCGUUCCACAGGGCGGGCGCCACUACCGAGAAGGUUCCCUGUAACCUGCCUGGUUCCCUGUAACCUCACUUCUCGCAGGAAGGGAACCUCCAGAAGGCCCUCAGAGCUGGACCUCAGUGUCCGAGCUGAACAAUGGGGGUAGAAAUGCUUCUUCAGGUAUACUGGGCCGAGGCUAUUUAGGGCUUUAAAGGACAACACCAACACUUUGAAUUGUGCUUGGAAAUGUACUGGGAGCCAAUGUAGAUCUUUCAGGACCGCUGUUAUACAGUCUCAGCGGCGGCUCCCAGUCACCAGUCUAGCUGCCGCAUUCUGGAUUAAUUGCAGUUUCUGGGUCACCUUCAAAGGUAGCCCCAUGUAGAGUGCAUUGCAGUAGUCCAAGCGGGAGAUAACUAGAGCAUGCACCACUCUGGGUGAGAGACAUGGCAGUGGGGAGUCUGGCACACAGCAAAUGCACUGGCAGGAGGGCUGGAUCAGCUCCACCAGUGUGACAGCACUGCAUCUACCACCCCACCUCAUCUCUCCUUCUCUCAUCAACCCACCUGUCAGGAAGCUAGUGCAGCAGCUCUGCUCAACACAGCAAACCACUUCUGAGGGACUCCUGGCAGUCUCACACACAGCUUUCUGACUCCCAUAAUGGCCUGAUGUAGUACUGAGGGAGAAAAACAGGGGAAUUGUUAUCCUGUGGAUAUCCCUUUGCUCUCAUGUAUUUUGCUGGCCUGGGAAAGAAUUGUGCUCAUAUAAAUGAUCCUGGGGAGCAGCUCAAAAGCUGAGCAGGUAUCAAAGCCUGACAGUCAAGGCCAGCCUGAAUAGAAAUAUCUUACAACAUGUCUAAAAGAUGUUCAGGCUUUUGGCAAAUUUCCAUAAGGGAGGGAGUUCCAACAUAUGCUCCUUAAAUUCCAGCCUUGAAAAUGUCUUCUCUUUUUUCAAAAGCAAAUGCCAGGCAGUACACGAUGCACUACCUUGUUAAAAUGAAAAAAUAAAAUAUAAUGUAAGCCCUCACAGAGUCGAACAGAGAACAACAAAACAAAAAGGCAUUGAGUUGUACACAAGUAGGUUAUACUGAGUGUGGACCCAUUGAAAUUUUUAAACCUAAGUUAGCCAUUAUUUUCAGUAGGUCUGCUGUAAGUAGAAUACAACCUAAUGCAAUUUGCCGGUGCACUGGCAAGUGGACUAGCACCCCCAACAGAUAGAAUAUUCAAAGUGAGUACAAAAAGUAAUUUGCUACCUACCUAUCCAUCAUGGUUCUGCCCCAUUGGGUAGUGUUUCAGCAGGGUGAUUUUAUAGAAACAGAGACAUGUUUCUAGACCUCAUGGCUGUAAAAACAGGUGAAAUGUACAAAACCAAAAAGGGGGUUUAUUGGGAUUGCCUUGGGGGGGCAGGGGGUUGCUUUUGUGCCUGAAUAACUGCUUCCCCUCUCCCACAACUAGCAGAGACAGAAUAAAAUAUGCAAAACAAACAAAUGUGUAUACAAGUGUAGUGUAUCAGUCAAAUCAUUUAGCUGCUGAAAGCAGACUUUAUUUUUUGUUCAGAAUGUGUACACCUUUUGAGUAUCAAGAAUCUUGCAUCCAUAUGAGAUUGCACAUGCUAUACAACCAGCUACUGGGGUUCUGCUCUUUGGCUCAUCAAUAAAAGCUUUUUGGUAGUGGCCAAAGUCACUCUCCUGGGAAAUAUAUAUGGUGCCAUCUUUUUUCCAUUUGUAAGGGGUGUGGUGAAUGGGAAAGGCACUUUAAAAAAUAAAAAUCAUGAGAUCCAGUCAGAAAUCUUCUAUCCAGAGUUUUUGUAUCACAUGAGCGCUGGCCCCAAAAUCAGAAAGGGAGUGAUGUCAAAUGGCUCAGGGUCAACAUUGAUUCUGACAAUAGAGGGAUGCUGAUACAGGGCAAAGACAAUCAAAUCAAGUACCUUGACUGAGAGUCAAAGAACAGAGUAAAGUGAGGGCCAACCUCAGCAAUAUGUUAGCUUCUAGUAUAUUGGUAGUGGGAAUUUAGAAUUAGAUUUCAUAGAUAUGUUCUGGCCAGGCAAAAAAACAUCCAAAGGGGAUACAAAGCAAAGGGCAGAGGGGUUUGUGGCUUGGGGAGAGUCCUAGGGACCAGUUACAAAGGACUGGAGAGCCACACUGACCCACAUGCCUGAGCUUCCCUAUUCCCAGAUUAGUUCCUCUAGCCAAAGGGACCUUGGGGCUUAUGCUUAUCAAAUAGAAGUUCUGCUGCACCAGGUAUGCUUGGGCACUCCUAAAAUAGCUCUUUGGAUUUUUGCUGUGGUCUAUGCUUAGUGUUGCUUGCAAAACAAACCAACACACACACAAAAAGAGCUGAUUAAUUCCUGUGCAAACAUGCCAACAAGUUGUCAGCUUUAACUUAUUGCAAUUAGGGGGUCAACCUUUUAUGUUUUCUCCCUGUGUUCCUUUGUCUCCUGUUACACUUUUUACAGAACUGGAUUGUGUUGAAGCAGAUGUUGCUAAGGAAAAGCUCAUUCAGAGGGAAACCAGUUCUGCAGAAAGUAGGGGACCAGAUGGGAUAUCUGCAUGGCUCCAGAACUGUGCUCUCUGGCCUGCACUGAAACCCUGAUGGACACUCCUGCUACUGAGCACUCUUUGGUCUUUUCCCUCCCAGAUAAAAGAAGACAGCAAGGAAAGCAACAAUCAGGAGGAGGAAGAAGUCGAGACAGUAGAUGAUACUUACAUGGUGAUGAUGAGCUCAGAAUCUCUCUGCAAUGGACUUUGUACGUUUCUGGUAUAGAGUUCUCCAACACUGCUUGUUCUCCACAGUGACAAUAUAAAUUUAUAUGUCCUAAUGUGUACAUCCACAGGGAAGAGCUACAGUUUUGUGAGCAGCUUCUACCUUAAUUAAUUUAAAGCACAUUAGCUUUUUGCCAUUAACCAUUUUCUUCUCCCCUUGAGCACACUCCAUCCUCUGGUAUUCCUGGUGUUUUACCACUAGCAUCCCUUGCGCUAAACUGCACACAAGCACCAGGACUCCACAGGUACUCCAGUGGCCGUCUUGAAGACCAUCGCUCCUUAUCUGAGUCUAGAAAGGAGCACCUUUGGCUAUGUAGCAAAAGGAGGCUGGUACCAGUCCCUCCUUUGGACUAACCUAGGUUCCUCACUGCACUGCAUUGUCAAAACAGCUGUCAGGAAGUCCAUGUGCCUGGCAGCCAGUCCUAACCAGCUCCCCAGGAGUUCCCAAAGGGUCAUCCACUUCGGGUGGUCUGUGAAGAACCCCUACCAUCUGAAUUCGAUGGAAUUCGAUUUGUGAUACUGUAAGACAGAAUAUAAGAAGUAAUAAUAAUAAUAAUAAUAAUAAUAAUAAUAAUAAUAAUAAUAAUAAUAAUAAUAAUAAUAAUAAUAUUUAUACCCCGCCCAUCUGGCUGGGUUUCCCUGGCCACUCUGGGUGGCUCCCAGCCGAAUAUUAAAACGCAAUACAGCAUUAAACAUGAAAAACUUCCCUAAACAGAUGUCCCUUCAGAAUUCUUUUGAAAGUAAGAUAGUUACUUAUUGCCUUAACAUCUGAUGGGAGAGUGUUCCCCAGGGCAGGUGCCACUACCAAGAAGGCCCUCUGCCUGGUUCCCUGCAACCUCACUUCUCACACACAGUGAGGGAACCGCCAGAAGGCCCUCAGUGCUGGACCUCAGCGUCUGGGCUGAACAAUGGAGGUGGAGACACUUCUUCAGGUAUACAGGACCGAGGCCAUUUAGGGUUUUAAAGGUCAGCACUGACACUUUGAAUUGCGCUUGGAAACAUACUGGAAACCAAUGCAGAUCUCUCAGGACCAGUGUUAUAUGGUCUCGGCAGCCACUCCCAGUCACCAGUCUAGCUGCCGUAUUCUGGAUUAAUUGCUGAGUCACCUUCAAAGGUAGCCCCAUGUAGAAUGCAUUGCAAUAGUCCAAGCGGGAGAUAACUAGAGCAUGCACCACUCUGGCGAGACAGUCUGCGGGCAGGUAGGGUCUCAGCCUGCUUACCAGAUGGAGCUGGUAGACAGCUGCCCUGGACACAGAAUUGACCUGCACCUCCAUGGACAGCUGUGAAUCCAAAAUGAUUCCUAGGCUGUGCCCCUUGUCCUUCAGGGGCACAGUUACCCCAUUCAGGACCAGGGAGUCCUCCACACCAGCCUGCCCCCUGUCCCCCAAGAACAGUACUUCUGUCUUGUCAGGAUUCAACCUCAAUCUGUUAGCUGCCAUCCAUCCUCCAACCGCCUCCAGACACUCACACAAGACUGGUUCUGAUUUAAAAGAGAGGUAGAGCUGGGUAUCAUCCGCAUAUUGAUGAACGCCCAGCCCAAACCCCCUGAUGAUCUCUCCCAGCAAUAAAAUGCAGUUUAAAAGUAUACAGCAUCUAUGCUACAAACAGGCAGUGAAAUCACUAAGAGGUCUACCAAGACCCAUAGCCAUUUUCCAGUGGUUCAUGGGUGGUGGGGAGCCACUUUAUUAUAUCUUUAUAAUGACCCUUAGUUUUGCCACUGUUGGUAGUCGGCCAGACCUCUCAAAUGAAGCCAGUGCCAAGUAGCUGGGUCAUAUCCCAGCCUCAGAUGUCGGCAGUUCAGCUAUCAAUGGGCAAAGACAUUGUUAACUGCAGCUGCAAGCAAAUGGAAUGUACGAGGGGCAUCAUUUCAUCCAAAAUAGAGACUGUCUCUAAAAAAACCCAACUAUGUGGAAGCCAUUCGCCUUCCCCACUACCCUGGAUGGCUUCAUCCUUUAUAUGUGUGCUCAGUGAGACGCCAGGGCCUCACAAACCCAUUAAAGGACCAUCUUUGCAGCAAUUCCAACAUUUCUUCUCCUAAGGGCAACAUUUAUUCCAUGUUAAAGAAUGCCAAAUGAUAAGCUGGCGAGUCACAGUCUAUUAAAAAUAUAUAACCCCAUACAGCUGCAUAAGUUAUAGCCUGCUCGACUCACUCCUAUGUGCUGUGCUGCAUUCAUAAUCGAGCAAUUUGAGCUCGGAGUGGGGGGGCGCAUGAAGGGGAGCAGACACAGUUCUGGGUUUCCACCACCAUUUGGAGAAAGCCUAGCAUUAUCACACGCAUGAAUAUGUUACACAGGAAAGUUACAAAAUCUAAUGGAAACCUCCACCAUUCAUUUAAUAAAUAUUUUAGGUGCUUUUUCACUGGAGUUAUACAUGUGUCAGCUUUUCCACUGUAUUAGUUCAUGAAAGUUUUAUAAGCAGUGCUGCCGUUGCUUCAGUGGAAAUCUGUGAAAUAUGAAAUGUUUCCAGAUGGCAUACUGUAUUUUAAAACGAAAUAAUGAUAAUAUGUCCUCCUCAGCAUUACCCGCCAGGCCAAACCCAAGAGAACAGCCUGGAGCCUGCUGGAAAAUCCAGAAGGAUUCAAGAAUGGUUGGUGAUGGAGAAGAACAGGAAAGAGAGGCUAAAACAGGAGGAGGAGAAAAUAAAUUAGGGGGAAAUCCACAAUGCUCAAGUGAGGAGGAGGAGGAGGCUCCUAAAGGAAGAAGCAGAAAUGUGGUCUACCCUGAGAGGCCACCUUUGCCGCCUCGAAUCCCAGUUACCACCGCAAGACAAGAUGAGGUUUUCAACUGGACCCCAGGUACGGAGUCAUGAAAGCAAACAAAUCCUCAAUAUUUGCAGUAUUUAUUUAAUUAAUCUAGAUAUUUCUGUGCUACCAUUUUAUGCUGCCUGUUGCUGGGGAUGGAAACAGACUACCAUGAGCACAUGGCACCAGCAUUAAAAGCCUGCAGUAACUUCCCAACUGCUUUGGGGCCAUGUUCAAGGUUCUUACACUCGUGUAUAAAGCAACUUUGGCCCAGGAUUGCCUUCACCAGUAUGCCCCAAGUUGAUCACUGAGUUUGCCUGGGAGAGCACCAGUAGCAUUCCUGCAUUGACCGGAGCACGACUCUAUGGAAUUCUCUCCCAUUAGAAACCAGGCAGAAACCAUUCCUGCUAAGGGUCAGACAUCGGGUUAAAGUGGUUUCAUUUCAGGAAGCCUUUGCACUGUGAAUGCUGUACCAGUGUUCUGCUCUCUGAUGUUUAAAACUCAUUUUAAAUUUUGCAUGUUGUACAUUUUAUUUUUUCUGCAUUGAGACAUGAAAUAUACUUGGAGUCGAGAGUGGAUUUCAUGCUCUUUAUUCAGCUCAUAGUGGUGAGGAGGAAUGGAAGUUCCCCCAGAAUGUCUGCUUUAUAUACAUUAUUUACACAAUGGGCCCCACAUGAUUGGCUAAUUCCGGGAUUCUCCUAUAGGCCAAUCAGAUUGCGGAUUCACUUCCACCUGGAGCUGAAUUGGGUGGCUCUUGUGAACCAAUCAGACUGCUGCAUUCUGGAUCCUAUUGUUCUAGGACCAAUCAUACUGCUGCAUUUUGGAUCCUAUUCAACUCAGUACAUAACAAGACACAUGGUGAAAAGUGAGGUCUGCACAUGUGAAACAUUUAAUGCCCUCCCACAGGGGCCUCCUCUGUAGUAGCUCCUUGUUUAUUAAAUUCUCUCCAUAGGGAGGUCUGCCUGGCACCAACCUUGUCCCUGUGCCAGUGUUGACUGGGCUAUCUACACAAUGCUGUCAAUGGGGUCACCCAGUGUAAAGCAGAGUAAUUUUAGAACAGGAACAGGGAGCCAGAUCUUGUUCGACUUCAUCCCCUAUCAGCUCCAUCCACCAUAGCUAAUGGUCAGGGGCAACAUGUGUUGUAAUUCUGCAAUAUAUGGUGGCCUCCAAGUUUCUGAAUGCUAUUGUACAUGGGUAGGCAAACUAAGGCCCGGGGGGCCGGAUCCAGCCCAAUCGCCUUCAAAAUCCAGCCAGCGGACGUUCCAGGAAUCAGCGUGUUUUUACAUGAAUAGAAUGUGCCCUUUUAUUUAAAAUGCAUCUCUGGGUUAUUUGUGGGGCCUGCCUGGUGUUUUUGCAUGAGCAGAAUGUGUGCUUUUAUUUAAAACUCAUCUCUGGGUUAUUUGUGGGGCAUAGGAAUUCGUUCAUUUCCCCCCUCAAAAUAUAGUCCAGCCCCCCACAAGGUCUGAGGGACAGUGGACCGGCCCCCUGCUGAAAAAGUUUGCUGACCCCUGCUAUUGUAGAAAAUCUCACCUGAACCAGCCCUAUCAAUAUUGGAUCUAGAUAUAGAUAUAGAUACAGGUAUAACUGGUUCACAUAAACCAAUAUAACAAUGGAGCAUAGAAAUGCGCAAAGUGUUGCGACAAAAUAGUCUGGAGUCUUUUUAACUGCCAUAAAAUAUGGUGGGUGCUGCCGCCCAUGAUAAAGAUACUGCUCUCUUGCCAAAUCACCUUUUGCGUGGCUUGUGCCCUUGAAGUGCCACUGUUCCCACAAGAGCAGCCGACAGAGGAGGGGAGAAGGGAUCAAAGGAUUUAUUGGAAAGGGUUUGGAAUGGCUCGUCGGCCCGCCAAACUGGCACAUGGCGACGCCACACAUGAAUAAUUCUAUUGCAUCACGGACGUGUCUCUAAGCAGGCAGACGUGCGCACUAACUCCAGGCAGUGCCAGUUAAUAUCCUGGGGAUGAAGCUGAAUCCCUCUGAAGCGCUUUCUGUAUGAAUCUUUCAGUUUAAUUGCGCUGUGUUUCUGUGAAGCAUUAGGUUGGUUUCAUCUUUGGGAGGGGUGCGAUCGUUUCUUUUUCAAAGAGAAACUGUAAUGAGUCAUCCAUCCACAUUCUUUAGAGAGUCAUUUGCUGCAGGUACUGCAAGAGAAUAGCUGCAGAGCAACCUGGAGUCAACCCACCGCUGCCAUCCUUCCCGGGAAAGGUUUGUUUGCCAGUGGCAUGAGUGCCCCCUGUAGAAGCCGGGAGGUCAGAAUGCUAACAUAGUGGAAUAAUAAUAAUAAUAAUAAUAAUAAUAAUAAUAAUAAUAAUAAUGGCAAGUUGGGAAGGGUCUCUUCUUCAUAUGAAACACAGGAUGCCACACUUGUUUUAAUUUGCCUUUCGUUAACAGUCAGCGAGGAAAUAUCUCUGAAUGUAGGUCUUUUCUGCAUCCAAUGGGUUUACUGUCCGUGUUGCUGUGUAUGCAGUAGCUGAACUGUAUGAAUGGGCACCUUGAGCUUCUUUCACACAAACACGUGUACAUAGAAUCAUAGAAUUGUAGAGUUGGAAGGGACUGCGAGGGUCAUCUAGUCCAAACACCUGCAAUGCAGGAAUCUGGGCUUACUGAGAAUGGUUUUUGCAGAAUUUCUAUGUCAACAGUACAAAAUAUCUGCCCUGGUGAGACUCAGUCUCCCAGAAUCUUAAUUCAACCAGAAGCCCCUGUUCAUACAAAUUAGUACAGCAUACGCAAUUUUUAGGCAAAUUUGUGUUUCCCAAAAGUCCUUAAAGUACCCAGCAAUGACUGUGUUUUUCGCACUGUCUAACAUCCUCACUACUCUUUUGAGCUUAAAGCGAGACACACACCUCUCCAGAUUACACAAUUAUAAGGAGCCCAUAAUAUUUUUUUUAGCAUUUAUAUAGCAGUUUACAAGAGUUCAUCCCGAUGAAUUUGUAUUGUUUUUAAAAGGCCAUUUUGCCUCUAAUAGAAAUGGCAGGCAACUGUGGUCUUAAGGGAAUAAAUGUGAUUUUGAGCUGUCCAAUUUAUAGAGGUAUACGUGGUCUCUGUAUGCAACGUGCAAAGAUUUUUACUAAGGCUUAUUUUAACAGGCAUAUGGUGGUGUUUUCAUUCACCCUGGAAACCCAGGAGCCUGGAUAAUGAUGUUGCUGUUGUGCGUGUUUUGUAGAAUGGGAAGCAGAGAAAGAACAAAAGAAAACCGAUGAGAUACACGAGGAGGAGAAAGAAGAAGGUGAAUCUGAGAAAUCAGAAGAGGAAGAUCCAUACAGCUCUGCUCUUGUGGAUGAUGGUGUGUACGAUAUCAUUUUUGACAACGACAACAAAGAGCGAAGAAAAGGUGGCAGGUCCUUUAUUAUGAACCGGCCACCAGCGCCCACACCUCGUCCUUUGUUUGCACCUACAAAAGAGGAGAGCACUCCUUACAUAGCACAAGGUAACUUUUGUUUGCCAUUCACUUUUCAUAAAGUUCCAUUAAUGCCCAGCGAAUAUCUGUUGUAAAUAUACAGAAUAAUCUCAGUCUAACAUUCUUUGUACAUUCAUGUUCAGCUCUUUGCAGAAAAACACAACACAUAAAAACCUUAAAUAUUAUGGUUUUGUUAGUGGAUAAAGAGUUAUUAUGGGUUGGAAGGCAGAGCUAUGUGUCCCUUAACGCCUGCUCAGGAUAUUCUCUUGUUGCCAGUGAUGAAGUAAGAUUCAGGCACCAAAGCAUUUUUGGUUAACUCUGCUUUUUAAACUCUAUUCAGACCAGCCACAGGCUCCAUUAAGUGCCUAUCAGGAGUCCACCCAUAACGUAGAGUACCCAAUGCUAGAAUCCAGGCGUUAUUGUUAUUAUUAUUUAUUAAAUUUACAUACUGUCCUUCAUCCAAAGAUCACAGGGAGGUUUGCAACGUAACACAACAGCAUUGAUUUGCUGCAGUGGCAAAUCCUUGAGGAACAGGAAAAGAGAAAGCAUCAGUGCAGACUGGAAACAAGCAAGUUGAAUAAUGUUUCUUAAUUUUAUUUUAUUUUUAAAGACCCCUGAGAAUUUCUAAGGUACUUACAUCAGUUUUAUACCAGUUUAACUGUCAUGAUUUGGUGCCAGAGGCACCAUAUAGACCAUGUUAAGAAUCAUUAACUGGAUAUUCCUAGCUCACUUAAGGAACUACACUUCACAAGGCCUUUGGGAGAAAGCUUUUUUCCCCCUUUUUUUGCACUGAAAACAUCAGCGGAUGAUCUGUAAACAGAUUCUCAUUUAACAAGGAGUUUGGCAGUGAAUCUGGGGGUGGUAGUUAUCUCAAGGCUGUCAUUUAUGCGUAAUUAGCUAGCAAAAGGCAAUGAACAAUUGAAGACUAAAUGUCUCAGUUCAGGAAAUGGAGUAAGAUGAGAUCAAGCUUUCUCAGCCUGGUGUCGUCUUGGUGUUUGGGAUUAUAAUUCCCAUCAUCCCCAACCAGCAAGGCUACACAUACGAAAAUGGUUAAAGCAGGGAAAUGUUUCCCCACCAAUGUUUAGUUCAAUUUGCAAUAAUAUCAGGUGCACAUUGCAAAACAUGUUGUCCCCUUCAGGAAAGAGUGGGAUCUAUUUCUUACUAUGUACACACCUCCCCCUGCCCUCAAUCAUUGCACCAUCUAUACUCAGAUAAAUAUUCAGUAACAUAGGAAAAUUUCAUCAAGACGAAGCCACGCCGUUGUGCCAAAUGGCUUUAUGUCCAGAUGGCGUGCACUCUCGACGCGCUUCCUUCCUGUUCCUUGGCUUCUUAAUAUUCCUCACCAGGUUAUUUCAAUAUGCUUCCAAUUACACAAUGUCAGAAUAACUGUUAAAUAAAUGCAUGAGAGCAUUUUGUUUCAUAGCACAUAGCAAAAGGUUUGUGCUCAUUAAAGGCACAGGCUCAUCCGCCCUGGAGACUGAAGUUAGCACAGCUUAACCACAGAGACAGGUGCAGUUUUGCUUACAGUGAUCUGCCAUGUAGUUCAGCUCUGACCUUAGAGAAUUGCCUCAGGCCUAAGGGGGAUACUUCAGUCUCUGUGCCUGCUGACUCAUUGGCAUCCCUGGAAAAGACUGCCAAGGAAGAAGCCUGCUUAGCGCUGUUGUAAUUCCCUGCCCCUCUCUGAUUUGCCACACAAACACAUUCCAGUAGUAAACAUACUUUACGGUAAAGUCUUCUUGCUUUCCAUGGGAUGUGCACUGCAAACCUGUGCAUGCUUUUUCAGAAGGAAGUUCUACUAUGUAUGAUGACCUCUGUCAAGAGAGAGACAAGGGAAACAUGUCCCUGUUAAUUCUUCUUGACUUCUCCAGUGUGGUGUAGUGGUUAAGAGCGGUAGACUCGUAAUCUGGUGAACCGGGUUCGCGUCUCCGCUCCUCCACAUGCAGCUGCUGGGUGACCUUGGGCUAGUCACGCUUCUUUGAAGUCUCCCAGCCCCACUCACCUCACAGAGUGUUUGUUGUGGGGGAGGAAGGGAAAGAAGAAUGAUAGCUUCUUUGAGACUCCUUCGGGUAGUGAUAAAGCGGGAUAUCAAAUCCAAAUCCAAACACUUCUCAGUGGCUUUCGAUACCAUCGACCAUGGUAUCCUUCUAGAGCAACUCUCCAAACUAGGAGUGGGUGGCACCGCUUUGCAGUGGUUCCAGUCCUACUUGGAUGGCCACUCCCAGAGGGUGUUACUUGCUUUUCAGCCCCGUGGAACCUUCAGUGUGGGGUUACACAGGGCUCAAUCCUACCCCCUACGUUGUUUAACAUCUACAUGAAACUGCUGGGUGGGGUUAUCCGGAGGUUUGGAGUGUGUUGUCAGCAGUAUGCUGAUGACACUCAGCUCUAUUUCUCCUUUACAUCUGCAGAUGAGGCAGUGGAAGUGCUGGACCAGUGUCUUGCCUCAGUAAUUGACUGGAUGAGAGCCAACAAACUGAAACUCAAUCCAGAUAAGACUGAGGGCGGGUUAGUGGGUGGUUUCCUAGACUGGAUGGGUGGGAGAUUGCCUGCUUUAGAUGGGGUUACACUUUCUCUGAAGGAGCAGGUUCAUAGCUUGGGGGCACUCCUUGAUCCUUUGCUGUUGCUUGAGGCUCAGGUGGCCUCAGUGGCCUGGAGUGCCUUCCAUCAGCAUUGGCUGGUGGCCCAGCUACGCCCCUGUCUGGACAGGGAUAGCCUAACUCCUGUUGUCUAUGCUUUGAUAACCUCAAGGUUAAAUUACUGCAAUGCAUUAUAUGUAGGGCUGCCUCUGAAGAUGGUUCAGAAACUUUAGCUGGUGCAGAAUUCAGAGGCCAGGUUCCUCACUGGAGCAAGACGGUUUGAGCAUAUUACACCGAUCCUGGUCCAACUGCACUGGCUGCAGAUUAGUUUCCAGGCCCAAUUCAAAGUUUUGACCUAUAAAGACUUAAACGGCUCAGGACCGCAAUACCUCAAGGACCGCCUCUUUUCAUAUGAACCUACCCAGACCCUGAGAUCAUAUUCUGAGGCCUUUCUUCAUGUGCCUCCUCCUCAAGAGGUCCGGAGGGUGGCAACAGAAGAACAGGCCUUCUCUGCAGUGACUCCCCAUCUGUGGAAUGCUCUCCCCAGGGAAGUUCACCUGACGCCUUCAUUAUACACCUUUAGGCACCAGGCAAAAACAUUCCUUUUUAACAAGGCCUUUGGUUGAUUUGAUUGACAUCCAAUGCCCUUUUAAAAUGUGGGGGGUUUGGGGGGGUUAUUGGGUUGUUUUUUAUUCUGAUUAUGUAUUUUGUGGUUUUAUAUUUUGAUAUUAUUCUGUGAACUGCCCUGAGACCCCAGGGUAUAGGGUGGUAUGUAAAUAAUAAUAAUAAUAAUAAUAAUAAUAAUAAUAAUAAUAAUAAUAGAAACAGAGCUUAUUCUCAAGUAACUGUACAAAAAAAUGCAGCCUCAAAGCAAAACUAGGCACUACAUUGAAUAUGUGUGAAUGCAUCCCCCAUCAACAAAAGCAGCCGUGGGAGGGGCUAACUCUUCUCCUGCCACCAUGACAAUUCCGUUAGCAAAUCACUCCAAGACAUCACACCUUAGCUGCUUUUAGGUAAUGAAGGGAAAACAUAAGCGGCCAAUACAGGCUUAUAUGCAAGCCUGGGGUCAUCUCUUGCCCCAACCCAGCAGUGACGGAUGGUCCCCAGUGGCUCAGAGGGACCCCUCACCAGUCCAACUGGGGGUAAAGGGAGGGCUACAUUGUGCAGCAAUGGUACCUUCAUAGUAAAUGGAACCAUGUUGCUAGCGUUUCUGUAGCAUUAAAAUAAGCAGCAAAAAGAAGCAGAUUGAACAACUUAACCCAGUCUCUGAGUCUGCCUUCACUGGCCCGUUCAUUGGCAUUCAGCUUUAUUUGUUGGGAUGCAAUGUGUUUCAGGGGCACAUCUCUUAACCUUCCACCCACCAGCCUGAGUUCUUGCUAGAACUGCAGUUUUAUUUUGACAGUCUGAUAGCAAGCACAUUCUCAUUCAAAGCACAAUUUCCCUUAAUGUUGUUUCAUUCACAUCGAGUGUUUCCUUCAAGUCAACAAGACUUGUAUAAUGUCAUCAAUGAUAUUUGAGGGCUUUUGUCAUAACAGGUGGUGCUUCCAAUGGAGCAAAUCAGUUUUUUGCUGCCUCAACAUCCUACAUUAGAUAGUGAAAGCUUAGAAAAUAAGAUCAGAGAGAAGGAACUGAAUUCACCAGAGUUAAUGUUUUCUGAAUGUAGUCUCUAUAGCUCUUUCUUGCUUUGGUUCACGAUAUCAUCUGAAACCAUCUCAUCUCAUUCCCAAAGCAAUUCUGCACUGAAUCAAUAUACAAUAAGGUGCUUAUGUACUGGGAACCAGAUUGAGUCCAGCAGGACUUGUGCUUGCUCAAGGAUCAGCUCUACCUGAAAUUACGGCGUCAAUUUUCAAAAGUUUCAUUGGAGUCAAUGGAAAGCUGCAGAUGACUGCCCCCACCUGCCUCCACAGCCAUAGGAAGUUGCCUUACACUGAACCACACCAUUGGUCCAUCUAGUGCAGGGUUGUCCACGUGGAUUGGCAGUGACUCUCCAGGCUUUCAAGCAUGGGUCUCUCCAAAUCCUACCUGGAGAUGCUGGGGAUUAAACCCAGGUUCUUCUCCAUACAAAGCAGUUAAGUGGAUUUAUAGCUGGUUGUUCAUGCCAUCCUGGGGAAAAAAGUGAGAAGUGGGGUGUCACAGGGUUUUGUCCAAGGCCCUGGGAUCCAGUAUGACCUUAACAGAAUGGAGAACUGGGCUGAAACUACAAAAUGAAUUUCAAUAGAGGCAGGAAGAACCAGUUCUAUACAAUCCCUUGCUUGCAAGAAGUACAUGUGAUCUCAAGGUCUUAGUAGACCACAAGCUCAACAUGAGUCAACAGUGUGAUGCAGCAGCAAAAAAAAAGUGAAUUCUAUUCUAGGUUGCAUCAACAGUUCAAGGGAAGUAAUAGUACCACUCUAUUCGGCUCUCUUGGCCAAUAAAGCGAGAUGAGCUCUGCAACCCCAGAGUCGGUCAAGACUGGACCUAAUGGUCAGGGGUCCCUUUACCUUUACUAUUCUGCCUUAGUCAGAGCACACCUUGAGUACUGUGUCCAGUUCUAGCCACCCCAGUUAAAGGAGGAUAUUGACAAGCUGGAAUGUGUACAAAGGAGGACAACCAAGAUGAUUAAGGGUCUGGAAACCAAGCCUUAGAGUUGAGGGAGUUGGGUAUCUUUGUCCCAGAAAAGAGAAGACUGAGGGGAGAUGUGAUAGAAAUCUUCAAAUAUCUGACAGCUUGUCACAUGGAAGAUGGAGCAAACUUGGGUAGGACCUAAACCAAUGGCUUCCAGUUACAAGAAAUAAGAUUCUGACUAAACAUCAUGAAGAACUUUCUGACAGUAAGAGCUGUUUGGCAGUGGAACAAACUACUUUGGAAGGUGGUGGACUCAUUGGAGGUUUUUAAGCAGAGAUUUAAGCAUCUGUCAUGGAUGCUUUAACUGAGAUUCCUGCAUUGCAGAGGGUUGUACUAGAUGACCAGGUGUAACGUCCAGCUGUACAAAUCUAUGAUUCUAUGGUUCAUCUAGUCCAAACCCCUUAUCAAUAAAAAAUGUACAGCCCAAGAUAAAACUGCACCCCCUAACAGAUAGUCAUCCAUCAGCCACUUAAGUAUCUCCAGUGGAUGAAAGAUCCUCAGCUCUUGGGCAGUAUGUUCCACUGCCAAACAGCUUUACUGCAAUUUCCACCAAUAGGUCCUCUGUGGAGCAAGAGCAGGGUCCGCUUGCCCAUGAGACAGGGUGAAACAGCCACCUUGGGCAGUGGAAGCUCAAGCGGUGGCACUCUUGGGGGCACCUCACUCAUCCCACCACUUCAGCCCCUGGUGAAGUAUCAGCAGCUUCUGACAAGAUCUUGCUGAAAUCUCACAAGAACUCAUUGAAUUCUUGCAGAAUAUCACAGAGCCCACAAGAUCUCACAGAGAGAGAACAAGUCUCCUCCAUCUUCUAUGGGGCAAUCCUUCCCUUAAUCAUCUCUUCUCCAGAUGAAACAUACCCAGCUCUUUCACCUAUUCCUCAUAGGACUUAAGUUUCCAGACCUUCAAUAUGCUGUCCAUCCACUGGAUGUGCUCCAGUUUAUCAUUGCCAAAAUCGGGUGCCUUGGCUUGUUAAGUGUUGUGAGAAAUGUCGACAUGUUUCUUCACUGUUUUCUCCUCAAAUCAUAGCAUGCCCGUGUGCCUGCUGUGUUGCAGUUUAGUUGCAUGUUUUCCUAAUUCCGUCCAAAAAAAGUGAAUAAUUUAUUUUCUCUUACCUCGCCCACUCAGAGUGUUUGUUGCCAGCUGAAAAUGAUUUUCAGCAAGACACUGAAUGUAAAGUGGUUCUAGCAAUUUGACUUUGAACAGCUGGAAAAGUAAUUCCAUUUAUUUCAUUGCUGUGGCAUUGCAAAACUCAGCAGAAAUACCCAGGCCUAUCAGUUAAAGUACUUCCUAAUCAGGGACAUUGUUGAAUGUAUCCCUGUCCUGGACCCAAUUUAUUUUCUCUUCGGGUAAUUUGUUAGAGGACACACUCUUCAUUUUCCUGCCCUUGGCCAUUAACAUUUGGCCUGCCCAUGACUUAACAUCCAUUGGGUAGGAUAGAAUUCUCUUCAAACCCUGACCCCUUUGCUGCCAGCAGUUGACACUAGACUGGCGUGAAACAUGAUGGCAUUGCAGGAGCGGCCAUGUUAGUGGGGUGGCACUGUGGAGCCUGUGACCUGGCAGUAGUGGCUGUGCCACAUACUGGGUUGAUGCGGGCAGCACAGCAAUAUGGUCCGGGCAAUGCGGACACAUCGGUGGAGACAGCCUGGCACUCCCAUUGGUUCACCUUAACCUCAUUGCUGCCCUGCCUUGCCCCCUGAGCAUAAGCAAAAUUUCCCACCAAAAUUGCAACACACUUCUCCAACCAAACAACGAAUAGAAAAAUGUGUAUAUUAGGGUAGACCAUGGGUAGGCAAACUAAGACUCGGGGGCCGGAUCCGGCCCAAUCACCUUCUAAAUCCGGCCCAUGGAUGGUAUGGGAAUCUGUGUGUUUUUACAAGAGUAGAAUGUGUGCUUUUAUUUAAAAUGCAUCUCUGGGUUAUUUGUGGGGCAUAGGAAUUUGUUCAUUUGUUUUUCUUUUCAAAAUAUAGUCUGGCCCCCCACCAGGUCUGAGGGACAGUGAACCGGCCCCCUGCUGAAAAAGUUUGCUGACCCCUGGGGUAGAGUAUGCAUACAAAUGUAUAUAUUGAUGAAAAUAACACACAAUAUAUAUUAUAUUGGGAGAGAAUUCUUGUGUCAGGCGGCAGUAAGCAACUCCCAUGGCCAGUUGCCAGGAACAUACAAGACAAGUUCUUACCAUCUGCUUUUUUUUCAAUAUUUACAGAGAGAGGCUUGGAACACAGCCUCUUGGGAUAGUGGCGCUGUCCUGAGUGACUCUUCACCCCCCUUUCCUCCCACUUCCUCUUUUGUCAUUGUCUUCAUCUCCCCUACAGGUGGCGCUGAGGGCCCUCUGCUUCUGAGCUCUUUGCUCUCCUACUUUCAAGGCUUGCCGUGUUCUGGGAGAGGGGAGUUCUGGAAUGCUUUCUAAAGACACUGUGUCCGUCAGCUGUCACCCUCCUGGUGCUUCCUCUCCCUCCUCCCCCAUUAUUUCCCUCUACCAUUCCUCUUCUGCCCAGUGCCUGACAACUUGCAAAGAUGUGCAUGUUUAUUUUUAUUUUUUGUUUAUUAUUACAUUUCUACCUCACUCAAGAAGUGUCUACAAUUCCCCCUCUUCCCAUUUUAUCCUCACAACAGCCCUGUGAGGUCGUUUAGGCCGAGAGAGACAGCAACUGGACCAAGGUCACCCAGUGGGAGUUUGAGCCCAGGUCUUAGUCCAGCACUCUAACCACUAAACCACUGCAUACAAAAAAUGGGUGUCUUGUGGGAAACAUUCCUGCUAGGAUGCUGAUGGAUUAUCAUGAGGACUUCUAUGUGUAAAAAAAAUCACAUCCUGUUGAGAAAAUGUGGAGAACUGAACUUCAGAUUUAAGAAAUGAGAAACUGAGAUAAAUCAGCAGAUUGACGGAUAUGUCCUCUCUAUUUGUUGGCACAACCAAGCUUCCUACCAUGUGUGGUCAAGUGUGGUCUGGGGCAGCGGAGAGCUGGACCAGGAAGGGGAGGGCAAGGCUGCAGGGAGGCGCUUCAGUCUGAAGAGAAUGGUGUGCAAGUUUUGUUAUGGACAAAGGAACUUCAAGGAAGAGGCGACUUAAGCUGCUCUGAAAAAAAGAUAUUGAUACACUCCAAAUCAUUCACACAGAAAAUAGUAGAUCUAUCUGAAAGGCAACACAGAGAGAUCUGCAUUACAAUGCAUCCCUAAUUAUUUUUAUUAUUGAAUGAUUAUAAGAUUAUUGUAUAAUCUAAGACGCUUGUAUAAUCUUAGUAGGGGUGUGACUUUGAGGGGGUGCGGCUGUAAGGAGGCAUGGCUGUGAGCAUCGUGAAGAGAUACUGCACUUCUGAAUUUGCCUCUGCCCAGAAGUAUUCCAAAAUAAUGCCCAUCGACACUGUGAGAGCUCAUGCUAUUUCCUUAUAAUCUGUUUUCAAGGUCCUUGGAUGCUCUUGUGAGGCACUGGAGUUCUGAAAAGUAAUCACCAUACUUAUUCUGCUGCCAUCUUUCAUUUCCUAAUUUCCUUUUCGUGUAGUUUUUCAGCAGAAGGCAACCAGAACUCAUGCUGGUAAUGAGAAGUUGCUGUGUGCUGCCAGAAAACCAGGUAUGAUGAUUUUGUUGAUUUAUAUAUCCAUAUAUAUAUAUGGUCCAGAGAGGCUGUUCAUGGCAGUAUAAUAACCCAAUUAAACAAUCUGCAAAAACUCCCAUUUGCUGGUUCCCUGACACAACUUGUGGCAGGGUAAGUUUACAUUGUCAGUCUAGGACUGGAUGUUAAAUGCAUCUAUUCUUCUACAGUCUUUUCUCAUUUCUUACUGUUCUUUGCCAGGCUGUGCUGCCAAUGGUAGCAAUCACAAGGCAAAUGUGACAGUUACAGAGCUAGAUUGAGACUUAGGGCACAAUCCAACCAGCCAGCAGAGCUUUCUCGAGGGACAGGACCAAUGCCAUAGCCACAGCCCAGCCACUCAGAGGAGGAGCAGUGGAAGGGAAGGGCAGAAUAACUGGUACAGAGAUCAGGUCCAGAUCAGGCCUGACACCAUCAUCUGAUGACAGCAAAACUGGUGCAGGAUCCAGCAGAUCCCAAACUGGCUCAGUCCCGCCUCCUCCUUUUCCUUGGAACAUCCCAUUUCAGGACUUGUUUUAGUGCUCCCCACCAGAAAUAACACUGUUAGAAAGAAUGCUAUGCUUGCUCUACUACUUUUCUACUUGCAAGGCAUUAGAAAAGGGAGCCUCCCACUUCCAGUGGUAUAGUUCUCAGUCAGGAGCUGUGCUGUGCAACUCUACUGACCACCAAGCUCAGGUCUUAAGUUCUAACUCAGAGAAUCAGAAGUUUCCAAGUGGAUGCAGUUUAGUUUUUGUAACUUCCUUUACUGGGUAAAGGUAAAGGGACCCCUGACUGUUAGGUCCAGUCGGGACCGACUCUGGGGUUGCAGCACUCAUCUCGCUUUAUUGGCCGAGGGAGCCGGCAUACAGCUUCCGGGUCAUGUGGCCAGCAUGACUAAGCCGCUUCUGGCGAACCAGAGCAGUGCACGGAAACACCGUUUACCUUCCCGCUGGAGUGGUACCUACUUAUCUACUUCACUUUUGACGUGCUUUCAAACUGCUAGGUUGGCAGGAGCAGGGACCGAGCAACGGGAGCUCACCCCGUCGCAGGGAUUCGAACCGCCAACCUUCUGAUCGGCAAGUCCUAGGCUCUGUGGUUUAACCCACAGCACCACUCGCGGACAUGACAACAAUUUAAGGAUACAGAGCUAUGCACAAUUAGCAAGGGGAAACCUCCAGUUCAGACCACUGGGACUUUCUUUUGAGCAAAUAUGUAGAGUUGGCGGUCAGCAUAUUAUCUUGUGCCCUGUUUAGGACACCACUGUGUUCAUAGCCAUUUAAUCAAUGAAAAGAGAAUUCUUGACUGUUUGUUCCAUUUUUAUGAGCAGUGAGUUUACUGUAACCUUCAAGCGGCAUUGUAACAUUUUCCUAGGAGAUGAUUAAAUAUCGGUAUUAUUGACGCUGCUGGUGCACCAAUGUCCAAGGUUACUGCUCUACAAGUUCAAAUAAUUUCUAUGCAUCAAUCACCUGCUGAAAUAAAUGCAUUUUUAAUAGGCUGGCCAAAUUCUCCAUGCUACCAUGCUACAUGUAGCCCACCGGGUACAAUAAAAACUGCAAAUCAGAAUGUUGAUCUUUUAAAGCUUUUCAUUGGUACAAGACAAUAAAAUGAGGAUCCAUAUAUUGUUGGUUGAGGGACCACAAAAGAGCCCUCACACAAGAAGGAAGCAUUAACAUGACGGAGGAGGUACCAUGUUAUUCUACAGAAAAUUAGUCAGAGCUCAUCAUCACCAGCUUACUACUACAGGGUUCCUAUCUAAUCAUUAAUUGGCCAUCGUGCUAUUAAUUGAACCAGCACUUCUGACGUGUUUCGAGGUCACUUCCAUGGGGAGUUUUGGCACAUCAUCCUUCAGUUGCCAGGCAGCACAACCCCAUAUAUUUUUCCUCCAAAGUAAGUUCCACUGUGUGCAAUGCAGCUUACACCUCGGUAAGCGUGCAUAUGAUUGCAAACUGAAUGUCUGAUCUUCAUCCAUGCGGAAUACAGUGAAGGCCAGGCAACUGUAAUGCAAGUGAGCUUCCUGGCCAACCUAUUUUACCUUCCCAGCACCAACUCAAGAGGAUGUCGAGCUGCUUUAAGCUGUAUACAGUCCAAUGCUGUAAAGAAAAAUAUUGCAUAGGACAGUGUUCUCGAAGCUACCAGCAUGAGUUUGACCAAACUGCGGGAGGCAGUGGAAGACAGGAGUGCCUGGCUUGCUCUGGUCCAUGGGGUCACGAAGAGUCGGACACGACUAAACUACUAAACAACAACAACAAUGGUGUACAGCUCUAGUAUAGAGAUAAUUCAGUAUGACACAGAAUUUGUCUUCAGGAAAGUGUGGUGUGCACACUGGUUGCUGUGGAAAGCUAUCUUGGUAGUGUUAGAUUUCCUGUCUUUGCUUAUGAACCAAAGCGCCUGGCCUUAAUGUAAUGUGUCAGUGAUUCCUUUCUUGAGUUUCAUAAUUAGUUAAUGGUACAGUGCUGUCUCACAAAAGGAACUCCAAUGACAACUAAAUUCAACAGAGAGUGAAUUAAUCAGGCAAAUGGCCAUGAAUGUGAAUGCUUUGUGUACCAGGAUGAAACCCUCAUCGCAGCUAGAUAUUGGAAUCCCUGGCAGCACUCGUCUCAUUUAUCAACAUAGAAUUUAAUCCUGGAGCUUAAAAGUUAUUGAUAUUCCAGUUGGGAUCCAGAUUCAAAUCUGACCUAGCAGGUAGGGGAGAAGAAGAGAAGAAGAGUUUGGAUUUGAUAUCCCGCUUUAUCACUACCCGAAGGAGUCUCAAAGCGGCUAACAUUCUCCUUUCCCUUCCUGCCACAACAAACACUCUGUGAGGUGAGUGGGGCUGAGAGACUUCAAAGAAGUGUGACUAGCCCAAGGUCACCCAGCAGCUGCAUGUGGAGGAGCGGAGACACGAACCCGGUUCCCCAGAUUACGAGACUACCGCUCUUAACCACUACACCACACAAGGUCCUAGGGAAAGGUCUACCUGUUACUCAUCUCUUGGUACAGGGAUGGGAGAUAUGCAGUUAUCCAAAUUUUGUAUGUCAGCAACUUCCAUCAUUCCUCACCAUUGACCAUGCUGGGGCUAAUGGGAGCUGGAGUCCACCAUCAUCUGGAAAAUUACAGGUUCCCUAUCCCUGUCUUAAUGGGAGUUGUGGCAAAGCUCUAAUAAUACAAAAGCUGACAAAGGAAAAUAAGCUAAAUGUUCUGGUGUCUCUAAGGAGUCAGGGUGAAGCAACAUCUUCCCCCCAUCAUUGAGACCUUUACCGUUUGGAUUUAUGUAUUUAUUUCCUUUAUAUCUUGCCUUUCUUCCAGGGGGCUAAAGGUGGGUCACCCCCUUCCAUUUGCAUCCUCUCAACAACCCUGUGUGGCUGAAAUAUAGUGAAAUUAGCCUAGGCAACUAAACUGUGUCUCCCCACCCCUAGUCUGAUUUGAUAACCAUUAUAUCAUUUUACCACUACACCACACUGAAAAGGUAUCUAGUAAUUGCACUUAGGCUGUCCAUUUUCUCUGCUUCAGAAAUCUAGAUUUCUAUCAUAUAUGCAGCUCAAAAAGGGUUUUUUGCUUCUGUCCUGAAUGUUUGCAUUUGCUCCCUGAAGAUAAAGCUCAAGGUGACAGGACCACAUACAGCACCGUCAAGCCAAGCAUCCCAUUGAGGCAAGAAGAGCUCAUCCUAUUGCAGGAGCAGGUGAAGAAGGGGAUACUUUCUGUGGAUGAAGCUCUGGAGAAAUUUAAAGAAUGGCAGAAUCACAGAAGUGGAUUAGAAGCGACCCAGCAGGUAGAAGCCUCAUGUAUUUUGUGUGGUGGUUACAAGCUAGCUGCUAUGUUCAUCAAGAUAUCUCUGCUCUUUUAGUGGGUUUCACAUUUUUCUUCUUCUCCUGUGUUGUGUGUUUUCAAACCUGAGUUGGGUGUACCAGUGUUAGACACAUAGGGAGCUUCCUUGUGCCAAGCCAGUCGCUUGGUCCAUGAGGUCCAGUAUUAUCUUCUCUGGCUGUCAGCAUCCCUCCAGGAUCUCAGGCAGUGUCAGAGACCAGGCUGAGGAGUGCUGCUCUGAUGAGGAAUGGUGGGAGCCUCCCCCUCCCCCUGACCAGGAUCCUGAAGCUGCCCAGGAGCAGUGGAGCAGUAUAGAUUUGGAGCAGUGGUUUGCAGAGUUUGCAGAGCUGGGCAGAGUUGAGUGGGGAACAGCUAGGAGAAUAAGAACUGAGAAGAAGAGAGUUAACAGACUCUGGUUCACUGGAAUGUGUCCAGCCGCUCAGUCCAAGGUCAAAGAGAUUAGAUAAGGUAGCUACAUAGAAGGCAUAGUGGUUGUGAGAUCAGGUUGCAAGACAAGGAAGGGACGAGGGAGGAAGUAGGUGGAAACCUUAAUUGGGAGACCUUUACUUUGAGAAUGGACUCUUUGUUCUUUCGCUGUGAUAACUAAAAUAUCUUUAAAUGGUAAGAGACUCUCUUCACUUUGUUCUGCUUAUCCACAGCCAAAGGGAGGGAGGAAGCUGCUUCCCCAAAACCUGACAGGCAGAGGCCUUUCCAUCCCUUGCCACCUGAUCUGUUUUACUGGAGAUGCCAUGAACUGAACCUGAGAUCACCUGCAGGCAAAGCAGACAAUUCUGCCACUGACCUGCCCCACUCUUGUGAAUAGUUCUACAUAUAGCCAGGAUACAAAUCAAAUCUUAGGACUUUCAUGACAUGCAUGCAUUUUUAAUGACCACAUCCACAUGGGUUUCUCAUAGUUAGGGGUGGGGGAGAAAUUUGAAUCAAUUCACAUUCAAAGGCAAAUCUAGCUAAUUCACACUUUCCAUACAAUGUGCAGGCAGAAAUUCAACCAUCCUUCAAAUUUUGCAGUUAUCCAAAUUUUGCAGUGUCGUUCUGCAACCCAGUAAUGUGUACAAAAAUACGUCUACCAUGCAAAAUGUUGCAUAAAAUGCAUACAUUGGUGCAAAUAUCCUAAAAAAUGCAUUACACUAUGGAAAAUUGUUUGCAAAAGUGUGUAUAUUAGGAGAAUAUAUUGGGGCUGAUUUUCAGAGUGAUUAUACAAGUGAUGGUAAUGCCAAACAGGAAGCAAACGAAAAAUCCCUCAAAUAAGUCUCCAAGGUUUACAGUGUCCUUGUUUGAAUGUUAUGUGAAAGUUGGUUUAAGGAACAAACAUAUUUUCACUAAAACUAGGCCCUUAAAAGAUGAAAGGGAGGAGAGGGACAAGAGUACAUGGUCACAGGGCUCAUUCCCCAUCUGUUAAAGCAUAGUUUAUUAGACCAAAAGAGCAACAUCAGGAUUGGAUUUAUAUGUGGGAUUUUGCAAUGUUCUUAAUGAGUGUGGGUGUGGGUUUGGCCACAACUGCUGCACCGCCUGCAUUGACUCUCUUAGUUUAUUUGUAAUAUAUGUAAUAUUGCAGAAGUUUCUUUCUGGAGUCCACCUCACCAUUUGCAUUUGAGUGUUCAUAGAGAUUAGCUAGAUUUAAGGAGCUCUGAAAACACUGAGACUUCACAUAGUUGCAAUUCAUUUUCCAUCAUUGUCCAAACAGACGAACUAUGGUGAAUGUUAACUCUGGUUGGAAACAAGCCAAAUUCAAGCCAUGGUUUAGCAUGACAUCCAAACCAUUAUGAGAAGCCUUGACUUGUCCUUCUCUGAGACAACUGGAGUGAUUGGGCAGCAAAACUAAAGUUGACAGAACAAAGCUGAACAGGUUCUUCCUAAUAACUCAUUGUUCUUGGGUGGUUACAAAUACUUCUUUCUUAUUUUGGCCAUGAAAUUCAAGGUAGCUGCCCAUAUGGAUGGCAAUUAUUGCCUCUUGAGGGAGUGGGUGGCAGCUGUGGAGAUAUUGCAUUUGCUCUUAGAGAAAACUUUCCAGAGAUAUUUAUGUAUCAUAACUCUACCAAAAUUCUCUUUUAAAACACAGAGAGGGAGAGAUUCCGCCCCCCAAUGUCUUUUAAAAUGAUUUCCUGUGCUAGGAAGCUUAAGCGUGCAGAAUACUAAAAAGCCCGACUCCUCCAGCUACUCAUUCAUUAUUUUUAACAAUCAACUGCAGCUAUUGAUUUUUGUUGUUGUUUGUGUGUUUGUUUCUUACUUAAGGAAAAAAUACGCCAGCUCAGAGACUCUAUUAUCAGAAAAAGACCGGAGGAGGAAAGCACGUAUGGUAAAUUACAUUUAACUAGCAUUUCAAUAAGCUGCAGAAGGGAACUGUAUAUAUAUUUUUUUCAAGGUCUGAACCAAAGACUAGUGAAGCCCAUGGAAAGGCUUUGAUAGGCUUCUCCAUAGUUUUGUGACAAUUUGUCAAAUACGGAGACCUGCCUUCCCACAGAAGAACACAAAAUGAUUCAUAAUAGUAAUUAUGAGCAGCUGUGUGGAAUGCCAAAAUUAUAGGCAAUGGAAUCAAGAAACGUGUUUUGAACAGCAAUUCAGUAUUUUUGGACCAGGAAACCCUCUGUUUAUACCAGGGAUGCUCAAAGUUUGAAUCAGGCCUCCCUAACAAGUUAUAGAGAGUUGUCAGGGGCCGAACAAUCCCUGCCCUGAACUAUUCCAGUUUGUGUCUUAGUUGCCACAACUCAUCAACAAAAACCAAGCGCUACAGAAAGGUUGGCAGAAACAUGGAGAGGGCUGGAGGGCAGCUUUCUAUGGUUGCUCCCAGACAGGAGAAGGAAUAGCAGUGAUCACUUUAGAGGUGAUUCACAGUACUCUGUAUCCCUCGCCUUCUUUAGUCCGGGGUUGGUAAGAGACUGUGAAAGAAUACAGUCUGCGUUUUUCAGCAUGAAAAGUGGUUUUUUUUCCAUGGGAAGGGCUUUUGUAUCCCUGUGGGACCUUUCUCUUACCUGGCCUGCCACUAGGUAUGGGGGAGAGUUUAACUUUGUUUCCAUUUCAAGGUGAACUUAACUACUUCACACUUUCUGAAAGAAUAUGAGAACCAAAACACAGCCAUCCUUUGAAAGCCACACAUCUCCGAAUUUUGCAAUGCAGUUCUCCAGCCAAGCAAUGUGUACAAAAACGCAUAUACUAGUGCAAAGCAUGCAUAUAAGUGUAUGUAUUAGUGAACAUAAUGUACCAAAAAGCAUUACAUUACGGGAAACUGCUUUGCAAAAGUGUUCAAAUUGGGGGAAACUGCAUACAAAAAAAAUGUACAUAUUAGAAUUCACACAAAAAUGCUGAUAAAUGUUCAUGAGGACUUUAACAAAAAAAAAUUUCAAACUGAUGUAGAAGUGUGGAGAACUUGAUUUAAAAUUAGGAAAAAGGAGAAAGUGAGAGAAACCAAAAUGGAUAUAUUGGCCCAAUCCUGAUAUGCCAACUUCCACUUUCAGUGCCACACUAGUGUAGAUAAGACCACAGUGCAGGGAUGCAGAGCCUUUUAAGUAUCAUUGGACACCAGUUCCCAACAUCCCCAUCCAGCAGGGCUAAUGAUCAGGGGUGACAGGAGCUGAAGGACUGCAGGCUCCUCAUCCCUGGAAUAAUGGAAAAAAAUAUGAAAUUCUGAGGUAGAUCUAUGCUCACAAUUCUAUGAAUGCAGAUCAAAUGGCAUUUGGGGAAAGACUCGACUAAAAAAACCCACAUGACCAGUUGUUGUAACCACAUUUUGGCUUACUUUUCUUCCUAACAGACAAAAUCACCAUUAUUCACCAUCCAGAUGGUAAGUUCCAAUACCUUUACCUCAUAAAUCACGCCUACAGCCAGUCUACAAGGUGCCUCCUGAAUAGGCAUCUACUGAAUAGUAUUUUUUUGGUUAAAAAAAAAUAGAUGUGGUGCUGGUACUCACUUUUCUGGUGACUACCAUCACAAGAAAGCAGUUUGUUUGUUUGUUUGUUUGUUUGUUUGAGCGCUGAUCCAAAGAUUUUCUACCCACCUCCAUUUUGCCAAAUUUGAGAUGGGUAAAGCUUGAUAAAGUGUGGUACAUAACCUUAGUAAACUUCAGGUUGUGGGGGCAUACCAGGAAAGGUCAUUGGACAUCUUCUUCCUUCUUCAUUUGUUUACCCAUCAUUGCAAAUUAAUUGAGCUCUUCCCUCCAGCAAUGCACUCUUGGAAUAUUAUGGUGUCAUUUGUUAAUUAAAAAUAAAAAGGGGAGGAGAACAGGCAUCAGGUCUGGGGUCUAAUGCAAAUGUCCCUGUGAACCACCCUCUAACAAAGCUGGCAUUCAGGUGUCCCUUCCAUGGCAAAGAGCUCAACAACUAGGGUACCACAACUAAGGUAGCCUUGGGGCUGUUCUUUUGACAGCAGAGGUGCUCAGAAGAGGGCACCUUCAGGAGAUCUCUUUUCAUAGGAAAAGAUAUAUGGGAGGAAGCCUUCCUUCAAGUAGAUGAGGCCCAUAUUAUGUAAGGCUUUAAACCUUGUGUAUGCUAGACUCUUAUCUUAAUUGGAUUGCCUGCUGUAAGACAAAUAUAUCAGUACCAAACAGCUCCAAACCAGCUUGACGCUAAAAGUUGCAAGCCUUUUCUUAUUUUGAUAGUUCCCGUGGCAAGACGAAAAGCAAGUCUCAGUGCUGAAGGCAUUGUGUACACCCAUCCAUUUCCAAAGCAGGUAUGUAUCAAGAUUUCCCAAAAAUUGUGUGUUUUAUUUCUGAAGUUAAAUUUCAGAAGUGCUGAUUCUGAAGCAUAUGUUUCCCCAUAUCGAUCAUUAAAUGCUAAUAUGUUAGAAUGAAUGUCCUACAGUCAAUUAGGAAGUGCUGAAAAUAAAUGCCAUCCUGAUGUCAGACCUCAAAACAUCAUUCUGUGGCCCCACACACCUUUUCUGAAAACAUUUACUGUAUACCUCCAAUGGCCCAUAUGAGCAUUUAUUGCAGAAUUUGUUGUUUAGUCGUCUUAGUCAUGUUCGACUCUCCGUGACCCCAUGAACCAGAGCAUGCCUUGGAAACUCACACUUUCUUUUUUUUUUUAUAAGAUAUUUAUUAGGAUUUUUAAAAUAUUACAAUAAAAAUGAAAAGAAAAAAAAAGAAAUACAAAAUAAAAAUGAUUAAAAACACUCAGAUUUUCUAUUGCUUAUUUUUCCUUAGCUUGUUUCCCGGACCUCCUCAUACCUCCCUUUUUUGUAUUCCAGUUCAGUUUGUUGGUUCAGCAAAUCCUUACCCUCUUUGUUUAUCCUAAUCUUUAGUCUUAAAAUAGUAACUUUAGAUUUUUAUCUCUUAACAACCCAUUUUUCAUGUUCCCUUAAAGCAUUACAGCUGGAAAUCACUUAAUUUCUAUCCAACAUCGUUCUAACAUUCAUUAAUUUUACAAUAUUUCUGUAGAUAAUCUUUGAACUUCUUCCAAUCUUCUUCCACCGACUCUUCUCCCUGGUCUCGGAUUCUGCCAGUCAUUUCUGCCAAUUCCAUAUAGUCCAUCACCUUCAUCUGCCAUUCUUCCAGAGUGGGUAGAUCUUGUGUCUUCCAAUACUUUGCAAUGAGUAUCCUUGCUACUGUUGUGGCAUACAUAAAAAAAGUUCUAUCCUUCUUUGGCACCAAUUGGCCGACUAUGCCUAGGAGAAAGGCCUCUGGUUUCUUCAAGAAGGUAUAUUUAAAUACCUUUUUCAAUUCGUUAUAAAUCAUCUCCCAGAAAGCCUUAAUCCUUGGGCACGUCCACCAAAGGUGAAAGAAUGUACCUUCAGUUUCUUUACAUUUCCAGCAUUUAUUAUCGGGCAAAUGAUAGAUUUUUGCGAGCUUGACUGGGGUCAUGUACCAACUGUAUAUCAUUUUCAUAAUAUUCUCUCUUAAGGCAUUGCAUGCCGUAAACUUCAUACCUGUGGUCCAUAACUGUUCCCAGUCAGCCAUCAUUAUGUUAUGUCCAACAUCUUGUGCCCAUUUAAUCAUAGCAGAUUUCACCGUUUCAUCCUGAGUAUUCCAUUUCAACAGCAAGUUAUACAUCUUUGACAAAAUCUUAGUUUUGGGUUCUAACAGUUCUGUUUCUAAUUUUGAUUUUUCCACCUGGAAACCAAUUUUCUUGUCCAAAUUGUAUGCCUCCAUUAUCUGAUAAUAAUGAAGCCAGUCUCGCACUUUGUUUUUUAAUUUCUCAAAACUCUGCAAUUUCAGUCUAUCUCCAUCUUGUUCCAAAAUUUCCCAAUAUUUCGGCCAUUUGACCUCCAUAUUGAGCUUUUUCAGAGCUUUCACUUCCAUCAGUGACAACCACCUUGGGGUUUUAUUUUCCAAUAAGUCCUUAUAUCUUAUCCAAACAUUAAACAAUGCUUUCCUGACAAUAUGGUUUUUAAAUGCUUUAUGUGCUUUGACCUUAUCAUACCACAGAUAUGCAUGCCAUCCAAAUACAUUGUUAAAACCUUCUAGAUCCAAAAUGUCAGUGUUUUCAAGAAGCAGCCAUUCUUUCAACCAGCAAAAGGCUGCUGAUUCAUAGUAAAGUUUAAAGUCUGGCAGGGCAAAUCCACCUCUUUCCUUUGCAUCAGUUAAUAUCUUAAAUUUUAUUCUGGGCUUCUUGCCCUGCCAGACAAAUCUAGAAAUGUCUCUCUGCCACUUCUUGAAGCAAUCCAUUUUGUCCACAAUUUGCAAUGUUUGAAACAAAAACAACAUUCUAGGCAAUACUUUCAUUUUUAUCGCAGCGAUACGACCCAACAGUGAAAGCUUCAAAUUUGACCAAAUUUCUAAAUCUUUUUUCACUUCAGCCCAGCAUUUUUCAUAGUUGUCUUUAAAUAGAUUCCCAUUUUUUGCUGUCAUGUUAAUCCCCAGGUAUUUCACUUUCUUAACCACUGUUAAACCUGUCUCAUUCUGAAACCUCUCUCCAUUGGUGUUAAAUUUUUCUCUAAAACCUUGGUCUUUAACUUAUUCAGCUUAAAUCCUGCCACUUGACCAAAUUCUUGAAUCAGUUCUAAAACUCUUUUGGUACUAGAUUCUGGCUCCUGUAACGUCAAUACUAAGUCAUCCGCAAAUGCUCUCAAUUUGUACUGUUUGGCUCCGACCUGUAUACCUUUAACCAACCGGUCCCUUCUAAUCUAAUUCAGCAGAACCUCCAGGACCGAUAUAAAAAGCAAUGGGGAAAUUGGGCAACCUUGUCUUGUCCCUUUUUCUAUCCUAAAUUCUUCCGUCACCACAUUAUUUACAAUUAGUUUAGCCUUUUGUUCUGAAUAAAUUGCACUUAUACCGUUUUCAAAACCUUGGCCUACCCCCAUACCCUGUAGGUUCUUCUUCAUAAAACUCCAAGAGAUAUUAUCAAAAGCUUUCUCCGCAUCCACAAAUAUCAAAACUGCUUUGGUAUUUAUGUUCACUUCUAAUUUUUCCAAAAUAUCAAUUAUAUUCCUCAAAUUAUCAGACAAGUGUCUUCCCGGGAGAAAGCCCGCUUGGUCUUUAUGAAUCUCUUCCAUCAAUACUUUUUUCAAUCUCUUGGCCAAAAUGUCUGCAAAAAUUUUGUAAUCCACAUUAAGUAAUGAUAUGGGGCGGUAGUUCUUAAGCUGAGUCUUUUCAGUCUCUGUCUUCGGUAUAAGUGUAAUGUACGCCUCUUUCCAAGACUCUGGUGCCCUUUUCCUUCCAAUAUUUCAUUGCAGACUUCCUUUAAAGGUUGUAAUAACCACUCUUUCAAAGAUCUAUAAUAUCUAGAAGUCAGCCCAUCCGGUCCUGGAGAUUUGCCUAAUUGCAUGUUUUGAAUGGCACCUUCUACUUCCUGUUCAGAUAUUUUGUAGUUCAACAUUAAUUUACUUUCUUGGGAUAUUUUUUGUAAUCCAUUUGUCUUCAGAAAUCGGUCUAUAUCCAUUUCUUUCUGUGGCCCUUGUGUAUAUAGUUGUUUAAAAUACCUCUGGAAACAGUUUCUAAUCUCAGUUGGGUUAUGUAUAUUCUUUCCUUCCACUUCUAAAUUUGUGAUAGUAUUUAAUUUUUGUCUUUUUUUCAUUUGCCAGGCCAGCAAUUUCCCACAUUUGUUAGCUGAUUCAAAUGUUUUUGUCUCAUUUGUUUAAUUUUCCAUUCUAUUUCCUGAUUCAUCAUUUCCAUAUAUUGUACUUGGUAUAACUUUAUUUCUCUCAAAAUCUCCUGCGACUUUGGUUUUGCUCUCAAUUUCUUUUCACUUUCUUUUAUUUUCCCCAAAAUUUUAUCUUUCUUCUCAUUUUGACUUCUCUUCUUUAUUGCAUUUUGUUGUAUCAGAAACCCUCUCAUGACAGCUUUACUUGCGUCCCAGAUUACUCUUUUUUCUACAUUAGUAUGCAUAUUUAUUUCAAAAUAGUCUCUCAAGGUUUUUUGGGCCUUUUUAUACACUUCUUCAUCCCUGAAUAAGGUGUCAUUCAUCCUCCAUCUGAAGGAGCCAGUUGAUGUUAGUUUCAACUCCAUCCUUACCGCAUUAUGGUCGGAGCAGGUUUUUGGGCAGAUUUCCACUUUCUUUAUCUUUGGUGCCAUUCCUCUAGUUACCCAUAUUUGGUCAAUUCUAGUCCAUGUCAUCUUAGCUUCAGAAAAGAAGGUUCCCUCUCUUCCCAAGGGGUUCUUUGUUCUCCAAGUGUCCACUAAAUCAAAAUUAUCUGUCAUCUCAAAGAAUGUUUUCGGUAGUCUACCAUCCUUGGUAACUACCUGUCUUUGUGCCUUAUCCAUGUUUGUAGAUACUACUCCAUUCAUGUCCCCAUCAAAAUCAGAUUGUAAUCCAAAUAAUCCAAUAAGGUCUCCUGCAACUUUUUAAAGAAUUCAGAUUUCCCCUCAUUCGGUGCAUAAAUUCCUACUAUCAAAAAUUUCCCUCCUUGAACUUGAAUUUCAAUUGCCAGAAAUCUUCCUUGGUCGUCUUUAAAAAUAAAUUUCGGUGAUAGUCUCUCCUUUGCAUAUAUCACAACUCCUCUUUUUUUAACUUUGUCAGAUGAGAUAAACUCCUGUCCCAAUCUCUUAUUAACCAGUAGUUUCCUGUGUAACCUUGUUACAUGUGUUUCUUGUAGACAAAUCAAGUCCAAUUGUUCCUUUUUUAGUAAGUGAAAAACACUUUUUCUCUUCCGAGGAGAGUUCAAACCAUUACAAUUCCAACUUAACAGUUGCAGAGCCAUUAUGGGGUUACUUCGCUUUACCUCCAACUGCGCCAAGUGUCUGUUCUUGUUCUGUCAGUGGUGUCUCUUUCUCUGGACCAUGCAAUCCAAAAGAUAAGUUUGCUAUGUCUAGUAUUCCUUUUUCCAGUACUUUUGGCUCUUCUCCGGAUUCCACUUCUUUCUGUAGAUCUUCUCUGUGAUCCCUCAGAAACCUAUCUUUAUCAUUGACUGAUCUUAUUUUUAUCUUUCUUCCUUUAUAUUUAAAGGACAGGCCUUGAGGAAAUUCCCACCUAAAGAUGAUUCUGUUUCUUCUCAGCAGGGCAACCAGAUCUCCGUAGUUGAGCCUUAAGUCCAAAAGAUGUUUUGGAAUGUCCUUGAAUAUCUCCACACUUGAGUCGUAAAUUUCCAAAGUCUUUUGGUAAUGCAGAUUCAAGAUUUUGUCUCUCUCCUCUUUUGUUCGAAGGGUAAUCAAGCAGUCUCUCACCUUGUUCCUCCUUCCUCCUCUUCCAAGUCUAAAUGCACUCACUAUCUUAAAUUCUUCCUUCCCCAAAUCCUGUUGCCAGAAAUCUGUGAAUUCCUGCGUAAGAAAAUCAGCCAAAUUGUCUUUCUCACGUUCUGGUACAGCCCUGAUUCUUAAAUUUCUUUGUUUCUCUUUCAAUUCAAUCAUAGACAAUGUCAAACCGUGGUCCUCCAAUUGCUUAUAUACCGGUGGUAUCUUCUCUUGAGUAGCAGUUGCUAUAUCUUUUGCUUCUUCAGCUAUCUUUCGGGUCGAAGCAGAUUCCUGUAGUAAUUUUUCAAUAGACUCUGUGUUGGUAUUCACCUUCUGUCCCAAAUUAUUGAUGCUUGUAGUAUUCUGGUCAAUUUUAACUGAUGCUUCAGCUACUUGUUUAUUUGUUUCAGCUACUUGUUUAGCUAAAUUUUCCAAAGAUUCAUUAAUUUUUCCAAGUGCCUGUGCCAAAACGUCUUCGGACGACAUAACUUUUGGUUUAACCUGUGGAGGUGCAGCCCCUGGUAUUCCAGAUGGUCGAGAUGUUGAAGCCCUUCGCUGCAACGCAGUGUCUGUCCGAUAGGGUCUGCCAGACCUGGUAACUUUUUCCUGCACUAACUCUAACUUUCCUCUUCCAUCUGCCAUAACACUCUCAUGAGAAUCCAAGGUCGAUCCCACGGCUGGAAAUUUGUUUUGGAAUGGAAAAUUCCUCUAGCCCAGUUGUUAUUGUAGCAAUGUCAAGCCUCCUCUAGGGGGACACAGUGACAGCCAAAGCUUGCAACUUUUAAAAAAGAAAAUAGUCCUAAUAAGUCCCCCAAUUCACAUAAAAACAACAGUUUCAGUUGCACUUAAUCAGUUACUUUAAAACCAGGAGAAGUUCAGAAACACUGUAUCUCUUUUGCAGAGUUAGCUGUCAAAAGUCCUCUGCUUACCGAUAGGCUUUCCACAGAGCGGCAUUCCUUAUCUCGGGGCAGUCCGUUCCCAGGUUUUAGUCGGUGGAUUUUAGCUUCCUUUUCCCCUUUUAUUUGCAGAAAAAUACAGUUCAAACCUCUCCCCCCUCCUCUCCUGCAAUCCGGAGGGGAGAUCGCUUUCCAGAUGUUAAGAUUUAAGACUUUUUUCAAGCGUCUUUCCGAGUUUCCGCUUACAGUCUCUUUGCUUUGAUCUAUUUACAAGAAAGGAAGGCAGACUUCCUGUUUAUACCUUCCCGCUUCGGUGCCGAAUUAGCUUGUUUUUUUCCCUUUAGAUCCAAUUUAAUCCUACUCACGGGUAGUUGCUUUCAAAGUCAAAUUGUCCCAGGAAAAAGUCAGCGCUCUCUGAUAACGGCUAUGCGGCUUCACUCCGCGGAAGAAGCAGUCGACUCUCAGCACCGCGCCGUUCACCCCGUCUCGCUCCGGAGCCCUUAAAAGGGUCCCUUUGCAACUUGGGGUGGCGCAAAAGGUGCCCGCCGAGUCCCCACGUUCACAGGCUUCGCCCGCCUGUGAUUUUUAAAGGGCCCCCGCUUCGCCGCAGCGGUAAGACCCAAUCCCGCGGAGCUGGUCCCUCAGAGACUCAGAGGGAAUCCGCCAUUAUCGAUGGCGCCAACCCGGAAGUCCCGGAAACUCACACUUUCUUCUCAAAGCUUCUCCUUUUUUAUGUCCAUGGAGUUUUCUUGGCAAAAUACUGGAGUGGUUUGCCAGUUCCUUCUCCAGGUGGAUCAUAUUUGGUCUAAACUCUCGGCUAUAACCUGUCUGUCUUGGGCGGCCCUGCACAGCGUAGCUCAUAGUUUCUUGGAGUUAUUCAAGCUCCUUUGCCACGACAAAGCAGUGAUCCAUGAAGCGGCCACAUUUAAAUCCUAUGAUGUCAUGAAGAAAGCACUCCCCUCUUGUGCUUUCCUUGUCCAGAUCCCCACCCUGCUCUUCUAAAGCAAUUAUAUUUAAUGUCAUAGCAUCAUUACGGAGAAAGGAGGAUAGGCAGCUUCCAUCCAGCAGCCAUUUAGAGAUACUCAAGUAGUAGCAGUAAGCUUUAUCCUCCUCCAAAUGUUGCCACUGCCCCUAAAAUUUGGUGGUGGGUUUUGUCCCCCAGCUUUUUUACCCACACCCCCAUGCUCCCAAAAUUGGAGAGGUGUGUUCCAUGUUGCUUGGCAGUCCCAUUCUGGACCACUUCUGUAAGCUUUUCAAAGGCAGAACCACAUAGGAAAUCCAACAGUAACAAGUCAUAUGUAAGGUAACAAGGCAUAUGUAAUCACUGCCAGAUGCUUCUUUGGUUUUAAAUUUUUAUUUAAAAAAAAAAAUUAUGUCAAUAGCUACCACUUCCAGAUCCUUACCAGUGUUCAUGAACAGCAUGUGUUAUUUCAGACUCUGCUUUGAAACCCACCAGGGAAAGAGCAGGCGUUUCCUGAUAACAGAGGUAAUGGCAUAUAUACAACGCACUUUGCAAACGGACAUCGCUUAACUCCCUAUUCUUCUUUGGUUCAUUUUCAUUAAUAAACCAGCUUCUUUCCUUUACUUUAUUGAACGCUUGCUGGAUAUUUGAAAUGUUUAAGGCAGGCAGAAGAUCAGAGCGAUUUUCAGGAGACUUCUUUUAUUAUUUUACUUUAUAUUUCAGACUUCUAAGCCACGUCGCAGCCAGAAGUUAUCAAAACAGGGUACAGUAAGAUAACCAAGACAGACAAAAUGAGAAAGAGAACAUGGUUCUCUGGCUCCAAAUUAUUUAGCAACAAAAAGGUUCCCCUCCCGAAAUCGGGUGGCUGAAACAAAGAAAAGCUAAGUUCUCCCUCCACUGCUAGAGGCAGUAAGCCUGUGGAUGUUAUUUGCUGGGGGGUAACAAGUGGGGCGGGUGCUGUUGCAGGCAGUUCCUGCUUUGGGGCUUCUCAUGGCAUCUGGAUGACCACUGUGAGGACAGGAGGCUGGACUAGACAAGCUACUAGACUAAUCCAGCAGAUGGGCUCUUCUUAUUUUCUUACGUAAAGAAUGCCCACGGUAAACCCAGAGGUGGAUUUUUGUGUGAAACAGGAAUGUGGGCUCAGUUCUGCUACUGAAAGGAAAUAUAUGAGCCAGUGUACUGUAACCUGAUUCAAUAAAGGAAAAUAGGCGUCCGUAUAAAUUACAGUGGUACCUCAGGUUAAGAACUUAAUUCGUUCUGGAGGUCCAUUCUUAACCUGAAACUGUUCUUAACCUGAAGCACCACUUUAGCUAAUGGGGCCUCCCGAUGCCGCUGCGCCAUUGCUGCACGAUUUCUGUACUCAUCCUGAAGCAAAGUUCUUAACCCGAGGUACUAUUUCUGAGUUAGCGGAGUCCGUAAUCUGAAGCAUCUGUAACCUGAAGCGCCUGUAACCUGAGGUACCACUGUACUAGCUGCUUUAGGGCCACUAUAGUGCAUGUGUGGGUGUCAGUGUCCUUUUACAAGGCUGUAUUUUCAGCCCACCAAUGGGUUAAACUAUAUUGUCUUCCAGAAUUUCAAAGGUUUGGAAUUCUGAGAAUGGCUGAAACAUUAAUUAACUAUCUGAUCAGUGCAGGAUGCAUUAGCUGUCAUUUAAAAGCUGUGCCUUACAUAUCUUAGCUACCAUUGCCUUCCCCUCCAGCAAAAAAUUUCCCAUGGUCUUCUUAAUGAGGAUGACCUUCUUACUUGGGGCAUCUCAUUAUUCCAUUCUGCAGGAAUUCUUCUUCCUUUUUAAAAUAGCUUUCUCCUCCCUGCCACUGUACAUUGCAUCAAAGGGGUGUUGUUUUAAAUUAUUAGUCCUGCUACCUGUGUCUCAUUUUCUAAUUAUUUCUUUUCUACAUUCAUUAUUCCAUCAGGUAAACAUGCCGAGAGAUAUAAGUUAUUAGAUUUGACCACACAAGGGAGAAAAUAUAUGAGCACACUUUUAGAAGUUGUAUGCUGGAUGCUUCUUUCCUAUAAAUUUUGAGCUGUUAGUUAUUUAAAGGUCUAGAUAUUUUGCACCCCCAUAUUUAUCUGUGUUUCUAAUGCUAACCCUAAGAAUCAGCAACAGUUUAAGGGUGCUUCCAGAGGACCUAUUUAUUCUGCCUUCAUUCUGAUUUGUGUGCCGGGAGAUUAAGCAACAUUCUCGCCUGAAUAAACAUUUGUUCUAUUUUGUUUGCAUGGAGGUGAGAUGGCUUUGCAUCAGAGCAACUGCUAUCCCACACUCUCCAGGACAUUUUACCACCACAUCCGUUAUCACAAAAAGUCCAGUCUUUUGAGGAAGCAGGUUUGUUGCACAAGACCACCCCAUCAGCUGUAAUUGUGCAAUUAGAAUUUCCUGGUAUGUGCUUGCAUCCCACUCCAAAAUAGCAAUAGUGUAGAACCUGAGAACACAUCCCAUGCUCUGAGUUUAUGUCGCGGAGCAUAAUAUUAUAUGUAUAACAGUACAUAUAAUAAAGACUAUAAUACCCAUUUUGGGGUAUUUUUAGCAGAACCUAACGGGGAAAUCUCACUUCUCAUCAGCUUAAAGGAGCAAGACAGGAAUUAGAAACCCAUGCAGACAAACUUGCCAUUGAGGGUUUCAGCAAAUUUUAUUACUGAGUGGGGGUGGGGAGCUAAGCAUUGAAAGCUGGCCAAUAAGUCUUUUGUUUUAUUCUUAUAUGCUGGCCUGGUAACAGUUUGCCCAGUAAUUGUGUCUUUUUCACCAUUCUCUUUAGAGCAGAUUGUUGGACCCCUUGCAGCGAUCAUUCUGCAUCACCAGGAGAUGAUCCAAGUUUCAGCAAACUCUGCUGCACUAAGUUGAGCCUUGAAGACUGGAUAAGCAAAAGUCCCCACCCAACAGGCCUCCUUUUCAAAUGUUCCUCUUGCCUUUGUUUCGGUGGAGUCUGCAAACAAAUUAACAGGGGCAAAACAAAUGAUGUUUUCAUUCCGCUGGGGAACCCCUAGCGGAGGCUUGCCAGGCAUCCCCCCACUUAGCCAACACAGCACUUUUGACCAAGCCACACCCACCUAACCUACACCUGACACCAUAUAAGGCAUGGGGAGUGGAGCAGGUAGAACAGGUAGAAGACAAAAGGGAGUUUGCAGGCACCACCAAUCAGUGCCUGCAAAGCCUGAUGCAAAGUGCUCUAUAAUAUAGUGCUUUGAAAGGCGCUUUCAAGGUCCUCAGAAACCUACUUCAAAGUGCCGUCUUGCACAGUGCUUUCCAAAGUGACCAUAAGUUAUUGGACAAUUAUACAAAUUGAGCUCUUAAAAGCAACAAAAACCUUUGUCACCAAUAAGUUCAGAGGCGGGACGUUUUUUAAUGGUUCGCUGCUUGUAAUUGUCAUAUGACUGCUGCCACCCCAACAUAUCCCACCAGAACUUAGCGUUAAAUGAACUUACUGGCACCUGCCUAACCGUCCUGAUACAUGACGCUGCAACAUGGCUUCUGUUUCAAGCAAGAGAAGUGAGAGACGUGUCAAUUAAAAUGAACAGGCCAGGGAAUAAGGCAUGAGAGCUUUGCCAUUGUCAGCAUUCUGUAUACAUUUUUCCAAAUGUUUCAUGUGCAUUUCAUUUCUGUAUAUUGCUAUGUGCCCUCAUUGACAAAGAAUAAGGAGGUAUACAUGAAACUGAAUAAAUUAUCAGUCCUGCUAUUGACAAA